AUGGAUGCAAUUGAGUCCAUGUUACCUGAACCUAACAAGCCUAACUUAAGUUUUGAUGCUAUAUAUAAACCUAACCACAACAAGCAUGUCUUCACUGAGGGAAAUGGAGAGUACCGUGAGGAACAAGCAAUACUUAGAGAUUACAUUAAGGGCUUCCCAAAAGAGUCUGAUUUAAUGAUUUUACCGGUUGCAAACGCUGUAGAACUCAAGGGUAAGGCUGGAUCCAAGGCGAUUCUGGUGAAAAAUAUUUACUUGUCUUGUGAUCCUUACAUAGGGAUUCGCAUGAAAGAACCAAAUCCAUCAAGUUCAGCAUUUAUGGAUGCUUUCGUGCCGGGCAAGGAAGUGCCUAACCUUGACUCUGCCUUAAAGAGGUGUUUUCCAAAGGGCAUUGACAUAUACUUAGAGAACGUGGGAGGCAAAAUGCUUGACGCCGUGCUACUGAACAUGAAAACGCAUGGAAGAAUUGCUGUAUGCGGGAUGAUCUCUCAGUACCAUCUUGAAACCAGAGAAGGGAUUCAAAAUCUACCGGUUGUUAUCUACAAAAAGAUCAAGAUGCAAGGGUUUGUGGGUGUUGACUUCAUUGAUACAUUCUCUAAGUUCUUGGAGUUUAUGCUUCCAUGUAUAAAAGCGAGGAAGUUGAUAUACGUUGAAGACGUUGUUGAAGGACUAGACAAUGGUCCUUCUGCUCUUGUUGGACUCUUUCGUGGACUAAACUUUGGGAAACAAGUUCUUAAGAUCGCUCGUGAGUGAGAUAUAGAUAGAUUGCCCGUAUAUGAUUUAUGUGAAGAGAUUCAUGUGGUUUGAACUAACUGAACUAGAUAAUGAUGCAAAGCUAACAAUAGGCGACUGCUUACAUAUGUAAUGUGGUUUGGGUUCUUUUGGGUUUAGUGAUGAUAUAUUCUAAACCAGUAUCGUUCAAAACUUAGGGAUCAAUAGUGUCAUUUCACGAAACUGAAGUGAAGCCCCAGCGGCCCAGCCUAAUUUACAUGGCCAAAGCCUAACACUAAAAAGCAGUGUCUUGAAAUAUGAAUUCAAGACGUGGA
This is a messenger RNA of Raphanus sativus (radish), 1043 nucleotides long. Its product is annotated as NADP-dependent alkenal double bond reductase P2-like. Gene Ontology annotation, molecular function: 2-alkenal reductase [NAD(P)H] activity. Lineage: Eukaryota; Viridiplantae; Streptophyta; Magnoliopsida; Brassicales; Brassicaceae. The transcript is spliced from 3 exons. Gene Ontology annotation, biological process: response to oxidative stress. Bases 1 to 750 code for a protein of 249 amino acids. The record is from RefSeq and is a predicted model, not a curated record.